AUGAUCCGCCACGACUACUCUCGAGUUGACCCCAAGCGACGCGCGCAAAUCGAUCCUAAGAGGCAACAAUUUAAGAAAGCAGAGUUCCAGCAGCAGAACUAUGAACACCGACUGAACUUCUACACGCUGCCACCCACUGCAGAGAUCACAUUGGAAGAGUUCGAGACAUGGGCAAUCAACAGACUGAAGGUCCUCUCCGAACUGGAAGCCUGCAGUUUCCGCAACAAAGGCCCCGAAGAGACCGCCGAAUACAUGAAGAGCAUACUGGAGAAGUACCUUCCACUGCGAUCGGAUUCCUCAAGAAGUCAGAAACUACAAGAAGAGCGGAGGAGAGACCACUAUUCACACUUCAUACUGCGCCUUGCGUUUUCGUCAACAGAGGACCUGCGACGGCGGUUUUCGCGGCUAGAGACUAUGCUGUUUACGCUGCGGUUCAAGGAUGAUGAUCUACGAGAAAGGCAACAAUUUGUGAACAGCCUGAAUCUGGAUUGGACAGAGGUCAAGGAAGAUGAGAAGCGGGAGUUGAGGGACGAGUUACAUGCGGCGAGUGGUAUCAAGAAGACUGAGGACCAGGAGUGGUUCAAGGUUGAUUGGGAGAGGGUACCUGAACUUGUUGCGCAACGGAAGGUGCUGUUGAAGAGGGGAAUGGCGUAUGUUCCGCAACGAGAGCAAAUGAGUCUGGUGGUUGCUGAGUUUACGAAGAAGCUCGAUGAGGCACUAGAGCUGACAGCCCGCGCCCUCCCCCGCCUCGACGAAGACGACCGCCUCGCCCCCAUCCUCGCCCACCUCUCCCAAUCCUUCACAACGCCCGACGCCGCCUACUCCACCUCGGACGCCAACAUCGACGGUCUCUCCACCAUCACCGCAAACAGCAUCGACACACUCUCCCAACACUUCCCCCUCUGCAUGCGCAACCUGCACAACAGACUGCGCGACGACUCGCACCUCAAACACUUCGGCCGUCUGCAAUACACCCUCUUCCUCAAAGGCAUCGGCCUCAGCCUCGACGAAUGCCUCGUCUUCUGGCGCCGCAGCUUCAAGCUCAUCACCGACGAGAAAUUCCAAAAAGAAUACAAAUACAACAUCCGCCACGCCUACGGCGACGUAGGCGGCGAUGCAAACCGUCGCGGCCGCGGCUACACGCCGUAUUCCUGCCAGAAACUCCUCACCGAGGCCCUGCCUGGUGCUGGUCAAUCGCACGGCUGCCCCUACCGCACGUUCACGCCCGAAAACCUGCUCACGAUGUUGCAGCGCGUUGGUGUCAAUGAUAGAGAUGUGCUCAAGACGGUUAAAGAGGAUGUGGGGAAACAGAGGUAUCAUGUUGCGUGCAAUCGUGUGUUUGAGUGGAGUCACAAGAAGGAGAUUAAGAAGGUUAAGGAGGAGGGGAGUUGGAGUAGUAAUGAUUUGGAUACGAUUGUGCAUCCGAAUACGUAUUUUAAGAGGAGUUGGCUGCUGAAGCAUUUGGGGGAGGGGAAUGCGGGGGUGGUUGGUGGGGAGAAGAUGGAGGAGUGA
Alternaria novae-zelandiae is the source of this 1512-nucleotide messenger RNA. RefSeq lists its product as uncharacterized. The record is from RefSeq and is a predicted model, not a curated record. Gene Ontology annotation, biological process: DNA replication, synthesis of primer. The coding region runs from base 1 to 1512 and encodes 503 amino acids. NCBI's taxonomy places the organism in Eukaryota, Fungi, Ascomycota, Dothideomycetes, Pleosporales, Pleosporaceae. Gene Ontology annotation, cellular component: alpha DNA polymerase:primase complex. The transcript has 3 exons.